Ostreobium quekettii is the source of this 1196-nucleotide messenger RNA. NCBI's taxonomy places the organism in Eukaryota, Viridiplantae, Chlorophyta, Ulvophyceae, Bryopsidales, Ostreobiaceae. The record is from the annotation of a GenBank genome assembly.
ACUUUGGAGCCGGCUUUUCGAAUGGCAGUGAGUUCUUCUCCAUGGACUGCGCCCUGGACGCAUCCUCUCACCCCAAGUCCAUCUGGCGCAACGUCAUAAACCUCCUGCUCCCCUUCAUCCUCAAGACCGCCCUGAUCCUGGGCUGCGUGGCCGCCACCCUCUGGACCGCCGCCCCCGGGCGGCUCCUGAAGCGACGCAUCAUCGUAUGCAUCUAUAUGGUUCUCUACGUCUCCUACUUCGACGCGACGUCUCGGCUCGUCCGCGCCUUCUCCUGCGUGCGAGCGGACGACGAGGACGUGCAGGGCCUGCCUGACUCGACGGCCCUGGGGCAUUACUGGACGGAAGACACAUCCGUAGAGUGCUUUGAGGGAAAGCACCUGAAGUUCGUGCUGGGAAUCGGCGUGCCCAUGCUGCUGUUGAUCCCCGUGGGCCUGCCUCUCUGGCUGGUCGCCUUCCUGCGCGCCAACCGGAACAAGUUCUCUGACCUGGAGUUCUUGGGCACGUACGGGGAGCUGUACAACGGCUACAAGAGCGAGCACGCCACCUGGGAAGCGAAGGUAAUGCUGCGCAAGGCGCUGCUGUCGCUGGUGGCGGGGUGGGCGCGAAUGGGAGGGAAGCUGCAAGGCGUGCUGGCCGUCGGCAUCCUCUUGAUCAGCGCCUUCUUGCACAUGCGCGCCCAGCCCUACAGCGCCUCCCUGGCGAUACUCAACAGGGUCGAAACCCUCUCGCUGGCCGUCUCCAUCCAAGUGUACAUGACGGGCCUCAUCCAAAACGCGCCCACAACCAAGGACAGCGCCAAGGCCGCCAUCACGGUGAUGGCGUUCGUGUCCGUUCUGGGCCUCGUGUCCUUCCUCCUGCGCAUCCUGGUGGUGGAUACGGGCAACUUCCUCGACAACUUCCUCGACAGGAAUUCGCUACUGGGGAAGGCGGAGGGGGCGACCGAGAUCGACAAGGUGCGCAUCCUGGCGGAGCACUACUGGCAAAGGUUCAGGGACGGCAGGUGGAGGUGCAUGGGGAAGGUGACGGGGAAGGCGGGGUUGGCUGAGUGCGUGAGGGAUGGCAACGACGUGGGGGAGGAGCAAGGGUCGCCAAGGGAAGCGGACCAGCCGCCGCCGCCUGAAGAGGUCGCCGCGCCGCGGCGCAGCAGCGUGGACCGCAUCACUGCUUCCAUCAGAAGCUGGUGGAAUGGGUGCUGA